Molecule: messenger RNA, 5847 nt
Organism: Diatraea saccharalis (sugarcane borer)
Lineage: Eukaryota; Metazoa; Arthropoda; Insecta; Lepidoptera; Crambidae
Source: the annotation of a GenBank genome assembly
UUUAAUUGCUUUGAACUUAUACAAUUGCGAAGGUGCUGCAAUACAAGCAGCGAUGUUCGGAGCUCGAAAGUCAGAUGUUAGAGACUACUCCUCGCAGCGAUCCGUCCAUUUAUCGGCCAGGAAAGAGUGCUAUCGCGCUCCCGCCGCCGGCCGCGCUGCCCUCCUCCGGGACCUCCUCCGACUCCCGGAGAGAUGAACGAAUUAACGACUUGGAGACGGCACUUCGCCGACUCGACGAGGAAAAACGCAAGUGUGAGAAAUUGGUGGCCCAAAAUAAUCUACUCCGUGACCAACUAGAGGAGUCACACCAGCUGAACGAAGCCCUCACUGGAGAUCUGCAAAAAUUGACUAAUGACUGGGAAGCACUACGUGAUGAGAUGUCUAUCAAGGAAGAUGAGUGGAAAGAUGAGGAACAAGCUUUCAAUGACUACUAUUCGAGUGAGCACAACCGCUUGCUCAAUCUGUGGCGUGAAGUGGUGGCCGUGAAACGGUUUUUCAAUGAGCUGCAGGCCAACACAGAGCGCGACCUGUUCCGCGUCAAGAGCGAUCUUGACUCAUCUGUACGUGAACUCAUAGGCACCCUCACUGGUUACUCUAUCAACACAUACGCUGCUCAAGGAUCGAAGUCCGAAAAUCAACCCCUUCACGGACAGUCGCUGCCUGGAUCCACAGUCAACGUUGGUCUAGAGACUUUACGCGUAGAACUGAGGGACAUGACGUCACAACGGGACACCGCACUAGCCGAGUUGCGAGAACGAGACGCACGCAUACAACGCCUCUUGGGCGAAUUGCAAGGAUUGGAGGAGCGUUGUGAAUGCGCGGAGACGUUGUGUUCCGAAGCGACCGUGAUGAGGUCCGCGCUGGAGGAGGUGGCGCGAGCCCUCAUACAGGACUCCGAGUGUGACACUACUGUACACCAUCUCACUGACAGAUCACCGAAACGUAACGUGUCACAGGCGGCCAAUGCGACAGCGUUCGCGGAGAGUACAAUAUCAGCGGUACAGGCGGCGUUACACAAGUACCAGAUACAAAUACAUGAACUCCAAGUGAAACUGCAGAAUACAAGAGAACAAUUAUCGACGAAUAGAAAACAUUGCGAAACAGCUGAGAGUAACGUGGCGUCGCUUGAAGCGAAGGUGCAAGAUCUACAAGGUAAACUCGACCAGGCGAACGCUGAUAUCAACCAGCUGGUGCAGGAGAAAGAGAUGAUGCAGAAAACAAUAGAAUCGUUGAGAACAGACAAGAACAAUUUAGAGAGGAACAGAAUAGAAAUCAACGCCAUGGUCGAAUCACUGACAUCGGAUUAUGAGAAACUGCAGAAGAUAAACUCCCGUCUUGAGAAGAACAUAGAAUCUCUGGAGAACGAGAAGCGAGCACUCGAUGGAGAAGUGGACCAUCUGCAUAGAGAGGCGGCUAACAGGGAGUCUAUACUCAGAGCGGAAGAGGAGCGGUCGUCCCGUUUGCGCUCGGAACUGGUCACUAUGAGAGAAGAAUUGAACAAAACAUCACUUUGUCGCGAUCUGCUAGACCAGCAGAAGACGGAGUCUGACUCUAUACUGUCGCAGUUGGAGAAACAUAGAAACGAGUUGGAGAUAGAGUUAGAGAGGACGAUAAUGGAGAGAGGAGAUCUACAGGAGCUGGUGGAGAAACUGGAGACGGCCGUCAGGAAUCUAGAGGGUGAUAAGAGGAAACUGCAGGACGACGUCAAACACCUGGAAGACGAGAAGAGUUCUCUAUCGAGCCAGUGCUGCGAGCAGCAGGGCGACCUGAGCGCGCUGCGCAAGGAGCUGCUGGCGGCCGAGCAGGCGCGCCUCGACCUGGAGGCGGACAAGGGCUCGCUCUGCGAGAAGAUCAACUUCCUGGACCACGAGCGGGAGAAGGUCGAGCUGGAGCUGAGACAAGUCGUCAGGGAGCGAGGAGAGCUGAGCUCUCAGCUGACGGCGAUGGUCCGCAAGAAGGACGCGCUCAACGAGGAGAUGAUCCGUCUGCAGCAGCGGCUCGAGCAGGCCAACGAGACCAUCGGCCGACUCAACCGCGCGCUGGAGGACCACGUCAAGGACGCCGAGGAGAAACAGAUCCUCAUAGACAAUCUGGACAAAGACCGACAACACUUGCAAGAGCAACUGGCCAGCGUCCGAUCUGAGAAGGACGCGUUGGAGGCCGUGUUGUUCGAUACCGCCAACAUGUUGGAAGACUCGGACAACAAGAGGAACAAACUCGAACAAGAGCUGCAGGAGAGUCUGGUGCAGCAGGAGAACUAUAAAGGUCAAAUCGCUCGACUCGGCAAGGAGCUGGAGAACAGUGAGAAGAAGUUGCGCGACACCCGCAACAGUCUGCAGCAGCAGGCCGGCAGGAAGGAGGCUGAGUACCAGCAGCUGAUCGCCAACCUGAACCGCACCUCUACUGACAACAUCACCAAGCUCAAGGAGGAGAAGGAGCAACUUCGACAGUCUUUGGAGCAAAAGCUAAAUCAAACGAUAGCAACACUUACGAGUGAAAAAGAAUCAUCUGAAGCUAGUGCGAGGGAAAGAGAGAAGAAACUGCUGGCGAUUCGCGACCAACUUAUACUGCAACACGACGAAGCAAUGCUCAGGGCUGAGAAUGAUAAACAACAGGCUCUACUUAUGGCUCAUCAGGAGCAGCAAGCUCUAAUAGAGCGUUACGAGGAAGCGAAGCGUUCACUCGACUGCGAACAAAACAAACUGGAGCGACUGCGGCGGGAGGCGCAGGCCAGGGCCGACCAGGACAGGACGUACGUCAACCAGCUCAAGGACGAACUAGCCGCAUUCAAGACCAGGCUAGAGGAGGCCAAGGUGGCCGCGGAGGACGAAGUGGCCAGAUUGGAGAAUCGUAUAAAAGAGUUGCAUCUGGAGAAGGAGGCGGUGGGCCGCGAGUGCACGGAGACUCGCGCGCACCUCGCGCUGGCCGAGGACAAGUACGACAACGCGUACGCGCAGCUGCAGGACGCCAUGCGGAAACUGAAGGAGUUAGAAAACGAAGCGGACAGCCUCCGCAAGGAGCUGACGGACGUGCGCCGGCAGCUGAGCAACUGCAGCGCGGAGCGGGACAAGCUCAGCAGCAGCGGCCGCGACCUGCGCGACCGCCUCAAGCGCGCCGACGCCGAGCGAAGAGACGCGGCGCGCGUAAGGGACGACGCCUACCGCAAGAUCGCCGGACUCGAAGAAAACCGUACCUCGUUAGAAAUGGAAUUAAGUCGAGUACAAAAUAUGCUGAAGGAGUCUGAAAGUGGCGGCGAACACGUUACUAGAGAACUGAAGACUACCGAAGCUCAGCUGAAGAGGGAACGGGCCGCGUUGGAGCAAGCGCAACAUGACAUCAAAGAGCUACAGUCCAGAUUGCAAAACGAGAGUGAAGAGCGCGAGCGGUGCGCGAGCGAGGCGGCGGCGGCGCGGCGGCGCGGCGGCGAGCUGGAGGCGGCGCUGGGGGGGGCGCGCGCCGACCUGGCCGCCGCCGCGCAGCGCACCGCCGACCUGGAGGAGGCGUGCCGCGCGCGCGACCAGGAAUUAGUACUUCGUUUAGAAGAUUGCCGUUCUAAGGAGCGUAGACUGGAAGAGUUGAAGCACAACCUCGAAGUGUGCCUCGCUGAUGCUACACAACAGAUACAGGAACUGAAGGCCCGGCUAGGUGGCAGCGAAAGUCGUUGUCGCGCAUUAGAAGCGUCAUUAACACAAUGCGAGAGCGGCAAACGCGAAGCGGAAGCGAAACUGUCGUCUAUUGCUCACACGCUGCGGAGGGUCUGCGGCGUGCAACCCGACGGGUCCGUGCACGCCGCCGCCAGGAGGAGACUCGCCAGCCCCGCCAGGAGAUACAGCCCGCACAGAGGUCGUGAUCAUUCCGAAGACCGGAACGAGAUUAUCGACGUUGAUCCAGAACUAAUCAAGAAGGGUGUCAGGAACUUGAUGCAUGAAGUUUGUCAGAUCGAGAGAGAAAAGGAUGAUUACAAAUCACAAGUGGCGAUGAUGAAGAAGCAACUGAAAGAAGCGAGCGACCAACAUGGCAAGGGCGAAGGGAAACUGCAGUCUGUGACGAGUAACCUGCGCAGCAUGCAGGAGGAGAAGGCGCGGCUGCAGGCCGCGUGCGGGCAGAAGGAGGCGCAGCUUAAUGCAUUGAACGAGGCCGUGCAGACGAAAACUGUUGAGAUUAGCAACUUAAGAGACAAGAUCACAAGUCUGGAGGCGACACUCAGCUCCGUCACCGAGGAGAAGGUUCAGAAUGAGAAUAAAGCAGAGAGUCUUCGCGUUCAAUUAGCGGAACGAGUCCAAGAAGUCGCUCAACUCCGCGAAGCACUGGCGGUAGCAGAAGGUCGAGGGGCGCGUCUGGACGUUCGCCGCGCUCAGCUGGAGGGAGACAUACAGCGCGCCGCCGUCGCCGCCCGGGACAGGGAACAGGCGAUCAAGAAACUUCAAGAACGUUGCGAAGGUUAUACGCGCACCAUUACGUCACUGGAAGAGAGAUGUACUUCUCUCAAAGGGACCGUGGAACAACUGUCCACGUCCCUACAGAAGGCAGCGGCCGCUGAGAGCGAGCUGAGGGCGGAGCUCAGCAAGGUUCAGCGGCAACUGAACGAGGCCAAGAACAACGAGCACGGCGCCAUCGAUAAACUGAGGCAGUUGCAGAAGAAUGUCUCGAACUGUGAGAAUGAGCGGCGCGUACUGUCCGAGAAGUUGGAGAGCGCUAAGUCGGCGUUGAAUGAACUGAAGAGGAUCAACUCCUCGCUGGAAGACCAGGUGCACCGGCUAACCAACCAGCUGUCCAACGUUGAGGUGCAGAGGUGAGCUUCAAGUUUGAUACUUAAAGAUUACCUCGCACGUCUGGCUGUUUAUUCAUCUGUUAGCGUUUAUUUGCUUUAAACAAAAAAAAAAUCGAUUUUUUAAAGUUAAUUGCACACUAGCUGUUUCCCGCGUAAAUGAAAGCCGUUGUCAGUCACCUAUGAUGCUUUCCAUAGGUGAAAGAACUUUUAAACCAGUAAUUAAUCCAAUUUAAAAAUUCAAAAUUCCGGUGCCUAUUCGGUAUAAACAUAGAAGCAAUAGAAUACUCUUUAUAAUCCCACUAAUAUUAUAAAGGUGAAAGUUUGUUGGUUUGGAUGUUUGUUACUUCUUCACGCAAAAAUUAUUGAACAGAUUUUGAUGACAUUUGGUAUACUUGGAUUAUCAUAUAGACUAUUGUUUAUCCCACUAAAAGGUUCCCUGGGGAUAGAAGUACUUCUAAGGGCACCUAUUUUUGUGAACUCUGCCAAAACGGUAAGAGAUAUAUGAAUGCUUUCUAAAGAAAAGUUAGAGAGCUUUAUAACUAAGUGCAUUUUUUUAAAAAAUAAAAAAAACGUAAAUGUCUAUUAAAUUUUUUUUUGUCUGUUUUUAGACGUCUAUUUGUAUAGGUGAUAUUGGAUCCUUUUUAAAAAAUAUAUACGUAUCAUCAAAGAAACAGAUAAGAGAGGAUGUCAUCACCAUCAUCAUCAUCAUCAGCCCUUUUACGUCCCUACUGCAGGGGCUCAGGCCUUCCUUAUGGAUGGUUAAUGAGGAUGGGUCAUGACCCUCCACGCUGGCCCAAUGAGGAUUGGAGGGUAUUAACGACUGCAAAUGCAACCGGGACCAACGGCUUAACGUGCCUUCCGAAGCACGGAGUAGCUCGAGAUAAUAUUUUUUUGGUCACCGAUCCCGUGACCGACCCUUGCGAAAGUUGCUUAACGACAACGAUCGCGCCCGCGGCGCUUUACCACUACGCUACCGUAGCGUAGCAUAUUUUCUCCGUAGUAGCUACGGAGAAAAUAUGGACACUUAAUCUAAUGAUACAUAAAAUUAUUAUUGUGAUAUCAAGAAUUAUUUAGAC